CGCAAUUGCAAAUGACCGUUGGUAUUCAGAUCGAUAUCAAUAGUGUCUUUGGCCAAGUCUCUAGAAAAUGCAUUCGUCCACCAACCAUCCACAUGCGAUCGGCCAGCCACAUCCAUCCCGCCCUGCACUUCGUCGCCUCACAGCUUUACGCUCGUCUUCUGAGUGUGCGCGUCUGCGUCAGCUCAAAUGAUGCGCCAGACAGCACCGCCAGGGCUGCACACAGUGCACCACACUCAUAUGGAUCACCGACAUGAAGACAGCCGCGUGUGUGUGCCCUGCAGAAAGUCACACUGACAGAGAGGGAGAGAGAGAGAGAGAGAGAGAGAGAGAGAACUGUCCAGUGUGCUUCUCCUUGUGUUUGGUGCGGUGUCUGUCUGGCCGACCGAGCUGUGCAGUUGGGCCUGAUACUCGUGAAGGGCCUGAAGCUGCUCCUUGGCAGCCUUGUGCGCAUCCUGGACACACACACGAGAGGGAUGUUGACGUGAAGAAGGCGUCAAAUGGCCUGAGGUAGGUACAGGUACCUUGCUCUCUCUUGAAUCAUGGCGAGAGACUCUGAUCUGGCGCCCUCCUUUAGCUUGUCAACAACUAACUGACAUUCUCAAUACACAGAUGGAGGGAGACAUCCGUCCCUCCCUCCCUGCCUCCCUCCCUCCAUCCAUCCAUCCACCCCUUUAAUCACCUUCGAGUUCGCGGCCCGUUUCUCUUGUGCGUCGCCGACGGAGAGGCGACAGUCGGGCUGUGGGAUGAUUGAUGAGAGUCAGUAUCGAUAGCAGCCGGUUAGCGCUUCUUUUUCGAGGCUGAAUCAAUCGUCAAAUGCUCACUUUCUCCCCCUGAGCCCGGGUCGACCGCUCGAGAUUCUCGCCGAGACGAAACGACUUUGCGCCCUUUCUUUUCCUUCUGUCCGUCGACUGCGUUUAAGAGAAGGAUACGCGAAGGACGAGUGUUGUGCUGCAGCAGCACCGCCUCUCGCCUCUCCGUCUUUGAGAAGGAGAAGCCCUACCAUCUUGCAUCGCAU
Molecule: messenger RNA, 1015 nt
Organism: Vitrella brassicaformis
Lineage: Eukaryota; Vitrellaceae
Source: the annotation of a GenBank genome assembly